UGCCGAUGGCUUCACUCCGAAUCCAUUCUCACGCGGAACUCCGAAUCUAGCCUUCACGCACCAAUAGGCUUGAAGAACUCAGCAAGCGGCUGCUUCUUGUGGCGUAGUUUCCGUGCGCCAAGCGCUUACUAUCUAGGACCAAAUGUACUUCGAGCUUCUGCCUAUUGUCUGCUGACAAGGUAACACUUCAUCGUUGCACAAAACCUUUGCAAUACACAAACCUGUAUAUCUGAGAUUCAUUCCUUAAGACACCGCGUGCCCUACCUGAUACUUCCUACUCUAAGACUCCAUCGAGGUUUCUGUCAUGGAGGGGACACCAGUUACGAUUCCAGUUGACGAAGCGAAACGGCUUGCGGCGGCCGAGAUCAGACUCGAGGUCGCUAAAGAGGAAGACGCCUACCGUUUCGCUGAAGGUGUCUACGCCUGCUUCCUUCAAUCUUCCAUCGAUAAGAUGGAUCCACCACAUCUGCGCCCAUCAAAAGACAUCCAGGUCCAACGCCUUGCAAAGAGAGUCCAGCCUACGAUCUCCCAGCCUGGUAUGCACUGGAUCAAGGCCGUACAUGUCUCAACCAAUACCAUCAUCGGCGCUGCAGCUUGGGCAGGUCCUGACCUCCCCGUGCACAACAUCUUCCGCCGCUCAGCUAUCAAGUUCUAUGGCUGGCAAGAGAAAUUGGGAUGGUCCGACGCCGAUAUUGAUGAGAUGUAUGCCCAUGUCGACGACGAGGCAUGGAGCGGAGGCCACGCUCGGAACGAUGAACUGCGGAAUAGUGUUAUGAACAGCGAGCCGCACUGGUAUCUUGCCUCGCUCUUCACGUGGCCUGAGUGGCAAGGCAGAGGUGUCGCCAAAAGGUUAUUGGAUUGGGCGACACUGCAGGCUGAUGCUGAGCAGCCGCCUACGCCCAUUUAUCUGGAGGCUUCGGCUAUGUCGAAAGCCGUGUAUGUACACGUUGGUUUUGUGCAGCAAGGAGAGAAGAACUACGUGAGGAGAGGACCACGAGUUGUAGAAGCCGUUGGUGAGAAAGAGCAGGGACAUGUGGAGAGCAAGGCUGGGAAGAUUGAGGUUGAGGUUGUGGCAAACAAGCUGGAAGCUGACAUGGCUCACUGAUCAUUGCUCGAGAGUCAUUAGGUCAUAGGUCUUGUUCUUUGAACUAUUCAACGUUCAGUGGACAGCAGUACCGCUUGAUAAUGAUGUUUUCGUUCUCGCAAACACUUAGAUCCCCAAUGACGCUGAUGUUGUUCCAGGUGCGAUAUGGUAGCCGCUAUUUUGGUGCUGGGAACAGCGUAGGUACAUCUUCGUAGUCAAGUGAAAGACCUUACGCCACGACUGCGGCACGGCCCGCCGGUGCCAUAUAAUCUUGCCCU
Messenger RNA from Boeremia exigua, 1362 nucleotides. RefSeq lists its product as uncharacterized. The transcript has 2 exons. The coding region runs from base 305 to 1105 and encodes 266 amino acids. The record is from RefSeq and is a predicted model, not a curated record. NCBI's taxonomy places the organism in Eukaryota, Fungi, Ascomycota, Dothideomycetes, Pleosporales, Didymellaceae. Gene Ontology annotation, molecular function: acyltransferase activity, transferring groups other than amino-acyl groups.